This is a messenger RNA of Paramecium sonneborni, 839 nucleotides long. NCBI's taxonomy places the organism in Eukaryota, Ciliophora, Oligohymenophorea, Peniculida, Parameciidae. The record is from the annotation of a GenBank genome assembly.
AUGGAUUUUAAUGCUGUGAAUAGAUCUCCAUUAAAUACAAGCAAAACAAAAUAAAUGUAUACUUUUUCGAAGGCCAAACGUUGGGUUGAUCCUAAGGAUAAUGUGUAUAAAAUUGUAAAUUAAAGUUUUAGAUGCCCUCCAAUAUAUCAAUUGCCAACAACAUUGAGUAAGAGAGCUGCAGGAAUAGGAUAUGGAAAGAAGAUGAACAUAACCUAAGAAACUAUAACACCAGCACCAAACUCAUAUUAAGUUCAAACAGCUAGAGAACAUGGAUGGACAAUGGGUUUGGGUAGAGAUGUAACUUUUUAAUAUUAAUUCUCAAGCGUGCAAAUAAAUUUGAGAGCAUCUUCUUAGGAUUAGUCUAAAAAACACCUGGGCCAGGAUCAUAUAAUUUUAAAGAAAUUUAGUCAGCCGUUCGUUAUAGUAUAGGAUAGCGAUUAAAAAGCAGAAGAAGCAAAGAUAGAAAACCUGGACCGUAUUCCUAUGAACCUAUUCUAGUGGCGAAUACAAUUUACCACCCAGUAUAAAUAGUCGAGGAAAGUAUGCCCUUAGUCAUUAUCGAGAGUAAUUUUGAAUGACGCUAUCAAAUAAAUAGUUCCGGAGCUGUAGUUCUUUCACCUCCUAAAGCCCAUUCAGAUAGAAAAUUUUCAGAUUCUACACCUGGACCAGGGACAUAUAGAGAAAUUGGUAACCUAGAUCCUUUAGGAACAUAUUUUUGUUCUAAAUUUGGGGCAAGCAAAUGUAAUACAUUUCCUAAAGCACAACGCAUACUUUCAUAGCAUAGAGAAGGAUCACCUGGACCUGGAUAAUAUAGAUUACCAUCAGAUUUUGGAGGAUGA